Messenger RNA from Oryzias melastigma (Indian medaka), 1797 nucleotides. Its product is annotated as glycosylated lysosomal membrane protein. Gene Ontology annotation, cellular component: lysosome. Lineage: Eukaryota; Metazoa; Chordata; Actinopteri; Beloniformes; Adrianichthyidae. The coding region runs from base 74 to 1276 and encodes 400 amino acids. The record is from RefSeq and is a predicted model, not a curated record. The transcript is spliced from 8 exons.
GCGGGGCUUCCCGGUGAUCAGCUGACAUGAAGCGAAGGGUCAUGUGACUCGAUGCAGAACGGUCACAACAGCAAUGGCGCCUGCAGUGACAAUGAGAAGCAACAGAGUUUUUGUUGUUUUGCUUGUUUUAUUAUUUAGUUUUUGCCAAAGUUUCGUCGGCGGGACAAAAGAAUAUCAAAGAAAGUUAAUCGUGUCUGUGAACCCAAACGCAACAACGCUGCCACCUGGUGGUGACUUGCUGCAUGUGCGAGCCGUGGGAAAUGACGACACCCUGCAUUUCCUAUUCUGCAGCCAGGGGGCGCCAACGCUCCUGAUUGUUCACACAAACUCCAGCACGUCGUCUGUUCAGGUGAACUGGCCUCAGUUUUUGAGCCGUAAUGUCAGCGGCGGCCUCCGUGUGGAGCCACAGAGCAGCAUCCAGUACAGCAUUGCUGUGGUUUUCAGUCGGCUGUUGGAGUACGACGACGUGAAUGACACCGCCAAGCCAGAUUCCGGCUUCUUCCCUCCAUACGAGCUGCAGAACUUCAAAUGGACCCGCCUCCAGUUGUUCGGCGCCGCAGCUCUGGUGUGCGGGAAGACACCCGAGUUCGGGAACGGAACACUCUGCCUGAAGUUGUCUGUCUUUGACUCUGAUGGGCGUGCUGAGUCUUGGCCCCGCCUCCUACACUCAUCCAACUCCUCCCAGCUGGAGGUUUGGCUGGAUGGCAUAACGACACAGGCGCCAAACUCCCGGUUCCUGCUAGAGCUGCAGGCGGUGGGCGGAGACUUCCCCCUGAGCCGAGUGGACGUCCGUCAGUUCAUCGACGACGAGUUCACGCCGUCUAUUUUUAAGGUGUCAGAGUGGGUGUCUCCAGCAGCGGGCGGCUCAGACGUGUUGGGUUACGUCCAGUGGAAGCCGGUGGCGUACCGCCAGUCCAGCCCAGCCCUGGAGGACGCCACGCCGUGCCGCUACUCUGACCCUCAGAGUCAGGACGCGAACGCCACGGCGGCUUCAUCCGCCCUCAUUCGGGCUUUCUUCUCCGCACACAAUGUCACGGGAUUGAACGUGAGCUUCGGCCUGGCGGGAGAACCGUUCUACAACAGCACCAAGUUCCUCAGCUGGACGGUGCUGGUGGGCGUCGGCGCUCCGCCCGUCGACACCUUCUCUCCCAUCGUACUCACCAUCAUGGCCGUGGGUCUCGGAAUCCCCGUGAUCCUCCUGCUGCUGGGCGGAGUCUUUGUCUGCAUCCAUAAAAGGAGGCAAGGCGCCACGGCGGCCUACCAGUCCAUAAACUGACGGACGGAGUGACAGAGACUCUUUUAGUGAUGUUUUAGAGAGCGGAGAAGGAGCCGCUAGAUUUAUUGUAUUUAUACUUUCUCAUGAGUAAUCCAGACAUUAUUCUGUACCAAGAAUCCUCUGACGUAAAAGCAGGAAUAAGGAAUUUAAUGACCCUUGUUGUAUAUAAAUCAGAAAUAUUUUCCAGAUUUUAUAAUUUUUUUUAGUCGCAUCUAUAUUCUCGUUUCGCUUAAGUUGCAUUUGUUUUUUCUCAGCUCAGAAGAUUCGACUAAAUCUGUGCACAUUUAUGCAGAUCUAUAUUUUUGUCAAAUUGGAGGAUUUGUUGCAUUUUUUUAGACUCUAUUUUUGUGAUUACAGACAUGAGUUUGUGUUCAAGUUCAGGGAUUUUGAUUCUAAGUUUCAAUUGUUUUAUUUUAUUAGGAAGCAAACAGGAAGUUGAUAUUUACUUGAAAGCUAUUCAACAGCUGAUUGGCUCAAAUGUUUCAUCUUAAUAAAUCUGCAAACUUUUUAUUUUUGUAAAA